This is a messenger RNA of Rhinolophus ferrumequinum (greater horseshoe bat), 5164 nucleotides long. It is a transcript of the gene MSANTD2, whose product is annotated as Myb/SANT DNA binding domain containing 2. The record is from RefSeq and is a predicted model, not a curated record. Lineage: Eukaryota; Metazoa; Chordata; Mammalia; Chiroptera; Rhinolophidae. Bases 3496 to 4485 code for a protein of 329 amino acids. The transcript has 4 exons.
GCCACCUUCAUAGCUUACAUGUGAUUCCUCUGCUUAUACAACCCAAUACUGGAUUUACUUACUUUGGCAAGAUAGCUGCGUUGUGCCCUGUAUUUAAUGUUACGUGUACUGUAACCCUGGGUCUUUCUCUGCAUCGCUGCCGUUGAACCCCCAAUCCUGCCCAUCUAAAACUCCUGCCUUUGUUUACCUGCCCCCCCCCCCGUAGACUCCCCUUACAUUCAUCCACAAUGAAUGUCAUCUUUAUUCUCUCAUUUCUUUUCACUCUAAUCUUAAAAACUGGGGCAAAACUUGCCCUCUGUCUAUAAAUUAUCAGUUGUCAGCCAUCGUUUUUCUCCCUGCUUUGGUAAUGGGGCAUCUUUCGAGUCUUUUCUGUGGUUCGCCUUUUGUAGUCAUUAAGCACUUGGCACGGUGGCUUUAGUAAGCGUUCACCCGGCAUUUCUUCCAAAUCAAAUACCUAUGAACUCUGAUUUGACCACGUAAUCAAUUUGUUACCUACACUUUAGUUCUUCUAUCCGGAUUUUCUGGACUUCUUCUGAUCUCUGCCCCUGGGACCUCAUUCGAGAUGCAGCGUAUCUCACAGCUCUUCCCCCACGGAGGAGACAGUAUCCUCGAUUUACCGUGGAAAUUUCUCACAAUAAGGAAAGUGUUCUUAAUUGUGAAUGAACAGUCUUUAAUAAUUUUAAGCCAAUUCUUUCCCCCUGAGAUCUUAAUGGUUUAAAAAAUGCUAGAGUUUAAGUUACGAUUAAUUUCUAAGAUGAGUGAGCUAAAGGAAGAAGGAAAGGAAGCAAGGUUUUUGUGCUGAGCAGGAAAUAGGAAAUGGUUCUCCAAGAAAAGCUCAACUGAAGUUCUUGUUGGGUUCGGAGCAGCUGUCCAAAAUGGGAAGUGAGACUUCGUUUCUCCUAGAAUCUGGAGCAUUAUCUUAAUUUCAGAUUUAGAGUUGGCUUAUUUAGGACUGUUGGACACACAAUUAUCUAAUUAUAAGCUUUGGUGAAUCAUGCAGAGUGUGGAAAGUGUAACCUGUCUGAUUUAUUAUGGGUGAUGAGAAUUGAAAGGUGUCCGUAUGUCCUUUUUAUCCAUUUCUAAAGUGCCUCUAGUUUAAAUCCAGUGUUUUCUUACAGUAGCAGUCAAGCUGGUGUUUGAGUUCUUUCUUUUUUCUAUCUUAGUUAAUGUGUCCUAUGUAAACAGCCUCUCCUUGAAUCUGUGGUCUUUACUGAACCCAGAAGGUACAUCGUGUAUUGAUGUUUUCAGAGAGUAAAAAUCAAUUUGGAAAUCUUUUUAACAUUAUUUCAUUACAUCAGAUUUUAUCAUAUGGAUGUAAGAUUACCACGUAUUUUUCCUUCAGACCCCCAAUAGAUAUUUUACAUAAUCAGCAUGUUAACUAUUAAAGUGUAUUACACAUGUACACUACAAAGAAAUAUAAAAUAUGUCAUCUGACUGUUCUUCCAUAUCUAAAACCAUUGGACGUUACUAGUUUUCUCAUUCACGGUGACAUAAGCCAAGUGGAAUCGUAAGCUCAAUUUGGUGGUUUCAAAGAAAGUAAAUCUUUUCUGUGGUUUCCCACCGUGUGUAUUGUCAGAGUGUGGUGGCUUUGCUUAGGCCUCCAUCUUGAACAGUGUGGCACCUUUCUUCAAAGGAAUUUAGUUGUAUUCCUUGAUUUCUGAGAAGACCCUCAGUGACAGAGCUGACUGGGCUCCAUUGUGUGCUGACGGCUCUUCUCUAAGGCAGCCAGUCGCUGUGAGCAGUGGCUUGCUUUCCAGCUCUAUUUAUGGCCUUGCAAGGGUGAAAGGGACACGGCUGGGACUCUCCAUUUACGGUCCUUGGAGGAGUCGAAAAGGGGUUGGGGUGUUCUUGGAGGCAGCAGCUAGACAUUGUGAGAUAAAAAUAAAUUGGCAGGAGAUGUUUGCAAUUCCAGUUCCAAUCCCUGCCAGGAGGGCAGAGGGCACUGGGAAAGGCGGGUUUGUAGAAAGUCCAGUGAGGUCUGCUGCCAGCAUUUGUCUCCUUCCAUUGGAAAGGCUGCUGACAGCACAUAUCCCAAAUUCAUUUCUGAUUUGUUCUAGAAAGUUUAGUGUUAGGUACUUGUGACUAUCCUUUACAAAGAGAAGGAAGGAGUACUUUUAAAGAGUGUAAUAUCAGAAACCUUCAUCCUUUAAGGUGUCAAUUAAGGCACCAGAAGAGAUUUCGAGAGGGAGAAUGAGGAAGGUGCUUAUGCAGGGGGUAGGCUGGCCGGUUUUAGGACGGACAGGUGAUGCUAUUCACUGCUCUCUUUAUGUCUGAGGAAGAUCAUAUGUGUCAUACAUUUAUUAUUCCUUUGCCCAUCUGGCUUUCUGGCAUCAAGGGACAGAUCCACAAAAUAUUUAAGAAACUGUCUUCUUGUGGUUUGUCAACUGUGAUUUAAAGAUACUGAGCUUUCACGGAGGCGCUAUAAAGAUUUUUGUGUUAUUUUCAUUUGGUGAGAACAGGUGAUAUCUUAUGGAAAAUAAUCUCAGGAGAAAUUCAUAAUCUGGAUAAUGCAUACACAUUACAUCUUAGGUGAACUGGUUUUGCACAGUUAGGUUAGAAAGCAUUUGGGAGCCACCUGAGAAAAAGGGUCUUGUCUCCAGAAAAUUCCAAGUGGAACCCACUAGAGUAGAAGGAACAACAGAAGGCAGAGAUGGAAUAGAGACUCAGUGUAACUAAACUAAAUUUGGAAGCUGGGACUAAGUCCUUCAUUUAUCUUUUGAAAUAUCAUGUAAGAUAGAAUAAGAUGUACCAUUAAACUAAGGGAACUGGGCUAGUAAUCAGAAAUAUGCCUUACAAGAUCAUGAAGAAAAUUGAAGGAUUGUGCAAGAUAAUAAAAUUAUCAGGUUUUAUCUUUGAACUUGCAUAAUGAUAUUUAUUUGCUGUGUGCCAUGAGGCAGAAAGAGAAGUGAAAUUGGUUUAGUUGGCAGUUUGAGCUGGAAAAUAGACUAGUUUUAUUGGCUCAUUUUUAGACAUAGGUAUUAGUGUGUUGUUUCUGUUUUUUUUUUUUUUAACUUUUAUUUAUUUUAAGUGUGUUUUUCCAGGACCCAUCAGAUCCAAGUCAAGUAGUUGUUUCAAUCUGGUUGUGGAGGGUGCAGCUCACAGUGGCCCGUGUGGGGAUUGAACCGGCAACCUUGUUAUGAGCACCGGGCUCUAACCAACUGAGCUAACUGGCUGCCCCUAUUGUAUUGUUUCUUGAUAACGGAUGUUUGAGAUUGGGAAUCUGUAGCGUUAUUGAUUUGCCCUCCUUUAGUAACUUUCCCAAAGACAGAAUGAGUUAGUAAGGAAUAUGGACUAUGUAAGUAGUAUGUUUUACUAGCUGAUUCGUUUAGGCAAUUGAUUUUAUCCCGUAUUCCUUCUUAAUCGAGAGUAAGGAAGGUGAUAUUCUUUGCUUUGGGAAUUCUUCUUUCUGUCUUCCCUUCCUCCCUUUCUCUAAAUUCUGGCACAACAGCAGCUCUUUCUCUUCUGUGGCAGGAGCUGGAGUCAGAUGGCAGCACUAUGGAGGAGUAUUCACAGGAGGACUGGGGAAACCACAGUCAGGAUCUCCAUGGCUACCCAACAGAUCAGGAAUUGGAUGAAAUACCUGUCACAAAGAGAACAUUAAAAAUAAAACAAGAAUCUUCUGAAGAAGCACAGAAGAGAGACAUCAUGCAGAAUAUUGUUCAGAUUUUGGAAUCAGUACAGUUGAAAUGGGAAGUGUUUCAGAGCUGGACAGACUUUUCAAGGCUUCAUCUUUCUAAUAAACUGGCCAUUUUUGGAAUUGGUUAUAACACCCGUUGGAAAGAGGAUAUCCGCUACCAUUAUGCUGAGAUCAGCUCCCAGGUGCCCCUGGGCAAGCGACUCCGGGAGUACUUCAACUCUGAGAAGCCUGAGGGACGGAUCAUUAUGACCCGUGUGCAGAAAAUGAACUGGAAAAAUGUUUACUACAAAUUCCUAGAGAUCACUAUUAGUGAAGCUAGGUGCCUGGAGCUGCACAUGGAAACUCACUGGAUACCCAUUGCCCACUCCAAACCAACCGGGGGCAACGUGGUGCAGUAUUUAUUGCCUGGAGGUAUUCCCAAAAGCCCAGGCCUUUAUGCCAUCGGCUAUGAAGAAUGUAUUGAGAGGCCCUCCUCACCCCACAUGGAGUCAAGUUCCCUGGACCCAGGAAAGGAGGGCCGGGUUGACUUGGAAACCCUCUCAGCACAAGCCUCCUUACAGGUGGAAAUAGAACCCACCCGAAUUAUCUAUUGCUACCUCGGGAUUGCUGAGGUCAGGACUCUGCAGCAAUGCUUAUUUUUACAUUUCCAAGCAAACACCAAAACCUUCAGCAAAGAUUGGGUUGGUAUUAAUGGGUUUUUGUCUCAGAACUGUAUUGUGGAUCCCGGAGUCUCCCCCAAAUCCAUCUACAUCAAGUUUGUGGAAGUAGAGAGAGAUUUUCUUUCCGCUGGCUCUUUAGUUGAGUGCCUGGAAAAAGCCAUCGGGUACCCCUUAAAAUUUAACAACUGAAUGUCAUCCUUCAUAAGGAUUGGGGCUCUUAACUCCCUCUUCUCUCACUUCUCAUUGCCCAGACUGUCCCUCAUCCAGAUGCUGCCAUCAGACUCAUCAUGGAAACUCUUUCCACGAUUGGGCCAGUACAACUUCUAAGGAAUCACAGUAGACUUUGAGCAAACACAACAGACCUCACCUGAAAAUGCUCAUUUUGAGCAAGCAAGAUAUACAGCGAACUUGCAUAGUGGGUCAGCUGUUUCUUUUUUAAAACAAAAAAUAAUUUUUAAAUGGAUAUUAGAGCCCUAAUAUAAACAAAUGUAGGUACAUUCCAUAUUGGACAAAACUUAUACUUUGAGUUUCAUAUGAAAUUGAAGAAUUGUAUUUUUUUCACAAUGUUUCAUUUUUACACAUCUCUAUGUCUCUAUAUAAGUAUUAUUUACAACCCUGAAUAAAUAAGCAAUAGAUAAUGGCAAGUUAAAUCUUGAGUCACAGUAAAUAAGACUGUUUUUCAAUAUCACCUUUAGCUACUAUUGUAUAUAAUUUAGAGUUUCAUUUUUUUCACCAACCAAGUGUUUUGCUAUUCCCAAUCAGUGUUGCCUGCAAAGACCUUUGUUUCUGUGAUGUACCAACUUUACGUUUGUGUUAACGUUUAAGCUUUUUUUAAAAAAAAAAAAUUAAAGUCAUUCCUGGCCUCUUG